GUAGAGUGAGGUAUAACUUCCAAUUCUACAUUCUGACUGGAGCCUUGGAAAGUGUUGAUACUGCAAUCCAGGAAGUGACAAGUAAUGUGCUUUUAAAUGAACGAGAAAUUGACUUUUAUGUGGAAAAGCGUCUCCUAACAAAAUUAGAAAACCGAAGCAGAGAUUUUGCAUGGCUGUCAUUAAAUAUUUGUAGCUGUGCUGUGAAUGGAGACUUUGCAGCAUACUUAAAACACAAAGCUUUCUGGGACAGAAAUUGAUCUGCUGACUUUUGAGCCUUAUCUGAUUACUGUUUGGUUCAUCUUUAUUUUGCCAAACUACUCUGUAGGCUGAAACGGGGGAGAGUCUCCUUUGUUUGCAGAGCCUGACCAGACAGGAAUUCUGCCAACUGCUUCAGCAGAACUAUGGCACUGAGCUGGGCUUAAAUGCUGAAGAGAUGGAAAAGUUACCACAGUUGAUUGAAGAUAAUGUGCAGCCAAGAAGUCCAGGAAGAAGCACUGUGGAUGAUUCUGGGGAAAAAGAUGAAAAAUUAUCCAAAUCCAUCAGUUUUACUCGGGACUCAAUUACUCGAGUUGCAGAAACAGAGUCAUUGGAUGGAAAUUCAUCAAAAGGAGGAUUAGGGAAAGAGGAGUCCCAAAGCGAGAAGCAUAUCAAAAAGAGUCCUUUAUUAACUUCAGAGAAGAGGUUAAAUAGAGUGCCAUCAAAAUCACUGGACUUGAAUAAAAAUGAGUAUCUUUCUCUGGACAAAAGCAGCACUUCGGAUUCUUUGGAUGAAGAAAAUAUUCCUGACAAGGAUCUUCAAGGAAGACUUUACAUCAACCGUGUUUUCCACAUCAGUGCCGAGAGAAUGUUCGACUUGCUCUUCACUAAUUCACGCUUUAUGCAGAGAUUUGUCAGUUCCAGAAAUAUAAUAGAUGUAGCAUCUACACCUUGGACUGUUGAAUCUGGAGGUGAUCAACUGAGAACCAUGACCUAUACUGUCAUUCUUAAUAAUCCACUUACUGGAAAAUACACUGCUGCCACUGAGAAGCAGACACUGUAUAAAGAAAGUCGGGAAGCACAAUUUUAUUUAGUAGAUUCAGAAGUUCUGACACACGAUGUUCCCUACCAUGAUUACUUCUAUACCCUGAACAGAUACUGCAUCAUCCGGUCUGCAAAACAGAAAUGCAGGCUAAGAGUUUCUACAGAUUUGAAAUACAGAAAACAACCAUGGGGACUUGUGAAAUCAUUAAUUGAGAAGAAUUCAUGGAGUUCACUGGAGAACUAUUUCAAACAGCUUGAAUCAGAUUUGUUAAUGGAAGAAUCUGUGUUAAAUCAGUCCAUGGAGGAGCCUGGAAAACUCAGUAGCCUGAGAAGGAGAAGGCGAACAUUCAACCGAACAGCAGAAACAGUUCCUAAGCUUUCUUCUCGGCGUUCUUCUGGAGAUAUGGGCUUAGAGGCCAAAGGUGAUAUUACAGGAAAGAAAAAGGAAGUGGAAAGAUACAACACUGCUCUUAUUGUGGUGAUGAGUUUUUUUUUGCUGCUGCUAGUUUUGUUGAAUGUGACACUGUUUCUGAAGUUGUCAAAGAUAGAGCAUGCUGCUCAGUCCUUUUACCAUCUCCACUUCCAAGAAGAGAAAUCCUUAAAGUUAGCCUCUGACAUGGUCUCAAGAGCGGAAAAUAUUGAAAAGAACAAGGAUCAGACCCAUCGUUUAAAAGGAGUCCUUCAAGAUUCCAUACUGAUGCUAGAACAGCUGAAGAAUUCCCUUGUUAUGCUUCAGAAAACCUUUGAUCUACUAAAUAAGAACAAGACUGGCAUGGCUGUUGAAAGCUAGUGAUUUUAGGACUGAAAUUGUAGCUACUUGGAAUGACAAGAAAACAUCUGGAAGAAAACCAGAGGAUGAAGGAUUGUCAUAGGAACAUUUCCACUUUUUCUUAUUAUUGGCACUUUUAAUACAAACAUUCUUUUUAAUAACAUUUACUUGAUAAUUAUUCUCUGAUGGUCUUAAGAAUCUAUUCUUUCACUUCCUAUAGAUAUUUUUAAGCUGUGACUUUCUCCAGCGAACUGAGAAAUGUAAUUCUGGAACUGAAAUUCUGUGAUACAAAAAGAAAAGGAUAC
Castor canadensis (American beaver) is the source of this 2094-nucleotide messenger RNA. RefSeq names its product GRAM domain containing 1C (gene Gramd1c). Lineage: Eukaryota; Metazoa; Chordata; Mammalia; Rodentia; Castoridae. Gene Ontology annotation, cellular component: plasma membrane; endoplasmic reticulum-plasma membrane contact site; endoplasmic reticulum membrane. Gene Ontology annotation, molecular function: cholesterol binding; cholesterol transfer activity. The record is from RefSeq and is a predicted model, not a curated record. Gene Ontology annotation, biological process: intracellular sterol transport.